Molecule: messenger RNA, 901 nt
Organism: Galeopterus variegatus (Sunda flying lemur)
Lineage: Eukaryota; Metazoa; Chordata; Mammalia; Dermoptera; Cynocephalidae
Product: ryanodine receptor 1-like
Exons: 7
Biological process (GO): calcium ion transport
Cellular component (GO): Z disc; calcium channel complex; sarcoplasmic reticulum membrane
Molecular function (GO): ryanodine-sensitive calcium-release channel activity
Source: RefSeq, a predicted model, not a curated record
CCAGGGGUUUGAAAGCUCAGUGAGGCCUGCAGUGACUUCCUCCCGUCACCCUGCCCCUGGUAUCCCUAGAAGUACGACCCGGAGCUGUACCGCAUGGCCAUGCCUUGUCUCUGCGCCAUCGCAGGGGCCCUGCCCCCAGACUAUGUGGAUGCCUCAUACUCCUCCAAGGCCGAGAAAAAGGCCACAGUGGAUGCUGAAGGCAACUUUGAUCCCCGGCCUGUGGAGACCCUCAAUGUGAUCAUCCCGGAGAAGCUUGACUCCUUCAUUAACAAGUUUGCAGAGUACACACACGAGAAGUGGGCCUUCGACAAGAUCCAGAACAACUGGUCCUAUGGAGAGAACAUAGACGAGGAACUGAAGACCCACCCUAUGCUGAGGCCCUACAAGACCUUUUCAGAGAAGGACAAAGAGAUUUACCGUUGGCCCAUCAAGGAGUCCUUGAAAGCCAUGAUUGCCUGGGAAUGGACUAUAGAGAAGGCCAGGGAGGGUGAGGAGGAGAAGACGGAGAAGAAAAAGACACGGAAGAUAUCACAAAGUGCCCAGACCUACGAUCCGCGAGAAGGCUACAACCCCCAGCCCCCGGACCUUAGCAUAGUUACCCUGUCCCGGGAGCUACAGGCCAUGGCAGAACAACUGGCGGAAAAUUAUCAUAACACGUGGGGGCGAAAGAAGAAGCAGGAGCUGGAGGCCAAGGGCGGUGGGACUCACCCCUUGCUGGUCCCCUACGACACGCUCACGGCCAAGGAGAAGGCGCGGGAUCGAGAGAAGGCCCAGGAGCUGCUGAAAUUCCUUCAGAUGAACGGCUACGCGGUCACUAGGCAAGCGGGCUGGGAGCCCCCAGAUCGCUGCAGGGAACGUGGGCGGAACCCGCGGGGCAAAGGCGGGGAGAGGCGGGGCCAGA